This is a messenger RNA of Theobroma umbraticum, 772 nucleotides long. The record is from RefSeq and is a predicted model, not a curated record. Lineage: Eukaryota; Viridiplantae; Streptophyta; Magnoliopsida; Malvales; Malvaceae.
UUAAACCUUCCCCCUUAAGUAAACUCCCUUCCUAUUUCUGCAUAAUGCGUCCAAACUUGUUCAGAGAGUUUUAAAAAUAUUUUCAGGAGGAGGAUCGGCUCUUCAUAUUUCUAUCUUUUACGGGCCUGCGUUUGCAGACUUGAUAUUCUCUUUGGCAACGUCUGCCGGUGGUGGGACGUGGUGUAGACUGAAGACGGACUAGAAAGCUAUUAACAGCAAUGGGACCUGGUGGACCGGGAGGAGGGCCAGGAGGUCCUGGUGGAUGGGGAGGAGGGCCAGGAGGUCCUGGUGGUUGGGGAGGACCAGGGGGGCCUGGCGGUUGGGGUCCUGGUCCGGGGGGACCUGGCGGAUUUGGUCCAGGGCCGGGAGGUCCCUGGGGCCCCGGAUUUGGAGGCCCUGGUUUUUGGCCUGGUGGCUUCUUUGGUGGCUUUGCUGAUGGUUUGUGCAACAUGAUAUCUUCUUGCUUCUACUGUCUAUGCUGUUGUUGGCUACUACAGGACUGCUUUGGUGGGCCCCGCGGUUAUGGUCCUCCGGGGCCCCCAUUCUGAUCCGUUUCCUUUUGUGUGCUGUAGCAGGGGUCAUUGGCUGCUUAGUCGUGCCUUACCAUAAAUAUGAACUUUACAAUCUAGUUUUACUCUUUUCUUCACUGCAUCCGUUCCGUUCAUUGUUGUUAUUGUCAAUAUGUGCAUCUAUUACUAUGCAAAACUAUUAUCCGCAUUAAUAAAUGUUAUAAGCUGAUUUCAAUUCGGAAAGUUGAUGCUUUUUGAUUGGA